AAACAAUAUACACCCACUGGACUGACGGACAUGAGUGACCACCAACACACUUGGCAGUUCAAGCAAUAUACACCCGCUGGAUUGACGGACAUGAGUGACCACCAACAGAUUUGGCAGUUCAAACAAUAUACACCCACUGGACUGACGGACAUGAGUGACCACCAACAGACUUGGUAG
Messenger RNA from Lottia gigantea (owl limpet), 177 nucleotides. RefSeq lists its product as hypothetical. NCBI's taxonomy places the organism in Eukaryota, Metazoa, Mollusca, Gastropoda, Lottiidae. The transcript has a single exon. The record is from RefSeq and is a predicted model, not a curated record. The annotation marks the transcript as partial.